UGAUAUUUUGUUUGUUAAGACAGGACGAGAAAGCAAAGCAACCAGCGGGUGAGAUCAAUAAGAGGAUUAUUAAAGAGCGUAGGGAACAGGGGGAAGAAGGAGGAGAAGAAGAAGAAGAAGAAGAAGAAGAAGAAGGAGAAUAGUAGAAGAAGAAGCAGACGAAGGAGAAGGAGAAGGAGAAGGAGGAGUCCUCAACGAUAACAAGAGAAGAGUUUAGUGAAGAGUUUAACAACUGGAUGAAGACCAGCGAGGUGUGUUCAGGCCACGCCCCUUCAGGUAAACGCUCAGGUUUUCGAUUGGUUUUUGGAGGGAUGGAUGGAAGCAGCUCAACAGGAAAUCCCAGCGCUGCUUCGUCUCAUCUGCUUCCUGCUAGCAAUGACAAUGUCAAGAUGCAGCCAGCUGAUUGGUGUACAGCUUCAGAGGAGGACAACUGGCAGAGAGAAGAUUCAGUCAAUCUGCCAAGGUCCCAAAACCACCGGAAACCUGCAAAGGACCACCAGAGACCUCUAGAGAACCAGAAGAGACCUACAGAACCACAGAAAACACAAGAUUGUUCUCCAAAGGAUCAACCAGAUGCACUAAAACUUCCUCUUUUCCAGUUUAGCAUCUCUGAGUUCGAAGACCAGCAAAACCACCAGGAGAACAUUAUUGCAAUCGCAGGUCCAAGGCAUCACGACCACCAAACUCUGCCUCACCUGAACUCUCAGCAGGCUCCUCUUCCUCCUAAUCCCCUGAACACCUACCAGGUUCUUCCUCCUGGUAACCUGAGCACCCAGGGGGCUCCUCCUCCUCCUCCUCACCUGAACUCCCAGCAGGCUGUGUCUCAUAACCAGCCCUCUCCUCAGCCAUUGAUCAACCAUCGGACUGAAGGUUCGACUCUGGCCUCACCAGACCAGGCUCCGCCUCUUGUCAAAGAGCCGUUGUGUGACCAGGUGUGGACCCGACCUCAAGUUUCUUCUUCAGGUGACCUUAAACUGUGUGGCUUCCUACAGAAGCAGGGGGGUCCCCUGAGGUCCUGGAAGCAGCGCUGGUUUACCUACGAGGAGAAGAAGAACCAGCUGUUCUAUUACCGCACUCCGCAGGAUGUAACGCCCCUCGGCCAGGUGGAGCUCUGCAGCGCCACCUUCACCUACACACUGAAGGCUGAGCAGGGCACCUUCCACAUCGGGACACCUGAACGCACCAUCACACUCAAGGCUGUGAGUCAGGAGCUGAUGCUCUAUUGGCUGCAACAGCUGCAGGUGAAACGUUGGCAGCACAGAAGGAACUCCACCUUUCCAGACCCGAAAAAUCACAACAACAACACUGCAGACGACUUCCUGCCAGUGUUAAGCAGCCCGGUUGGUCUGGUGGGGGAGGAGGCGGCUAAUACAUCAUCACAGAGAACACCGCUCGCCAACAUCUCCAUCAAACACCCGUUCAUCCAGAUCCAAAACUCAGUCCAGAGUCUGCGUAAGUGGGCGUCCCCGGAGGGAAGUCGGAGUGUGUUUUAUAUGGACGCUUCAACGUGGACCCCCCCAACCUCCGCAGAACCGCCCCACACCAGCCCCUCAACUUACAACACACCUGCUGAGACUCUGCCCCCUCAUCUCUCAUUGGCGGAAUCAGCGGGUCAGGUGACCCCAGAGGAGGGCAGAGACCAUUGGAACAGGAAGACAAAGACUUGCAGCUCUUCCCCGUUGAUGGUCCUUUGCAGAGAUGCCCUGUCUUCAGACAGGACGUCCCGCCUCCAGCAGGAGAAGCAGAUGCUGCGUGAGGACCUCAGAGCUCAGAAGGAGCUGGUGUGGAUUCUCCACAAAGCCUUGGAGGCCUCUCAGCUGGAGAAGAGAACCUGUGUAGAGUUCCUGGCUGAGAAAAGUGAGCAGGAACGUCUGGAGCUGCUGAGGCAUCGCGAGCGAGAGGCGGCCGACCUGCGAGGACGCCUAGAGGAGGUGAAGAAGGAGGUUGAGUCUACGAGGAGGAGGCUUACUCAGAGAGACGCUCAGCUGAUGGAGCUGCAGGAUAACAUCGGGAUGCUGACAGAGAAGAACAACGCCAAGCAGGAGAUGAUCAUCAAGCUGUCGGAUCAUGUGAACUCCUGCACGGCCUCUGACAGCGGUUUGAACUCUACGACCUUCAAACAGCUUCAACAGGACGUUGAGAACCUGAAGGAUGAUAUUGAGGCGUAUAAGACUCAGAACAAGUUCCUAAACUCUGAGAUCCACCAACUGACUAAACUGUGGAGGACCAGUUCUGAGCAGGAGAAGAUCCUGAUGGUGAAGUGUUCCUACCUGGAGGCCAGAAACUGUCAGGUCGAGAGUCGAUACCUGAGCGCCCUGCGGCAGCUGCAAAAGGUCAAGUCUCUGGAUCAGGUCCAGCGGGAGACAGUCCAGAAGAUGAUCGAGGAGGCUCUGAAAGGGGAGCGGAAGAGUGCCAUCAAGCUGAACGUAGCCAGAGAUCAUGAUGAGUACGGAUUUAAAAUCAUCCCAGAAUAUGAGGUGGAGGACGUGAAGCUGCUGGCCAAGAUCCAGGCGCUGGAGAUCCGCUCACACAACCUGCUGCGCCAGGAGGGUUCGGAGCAAUACCUGUCAAGCUGCUGGGCUCAGUACCUGGCCGGGAGGUCAGAGGAACUCUUUUCCUCACCUGAGCUAAAAGGUCUGCUUAGAGGAGGCAUCCCUCAGCAGUAUCGACAGAAGGUGUGGCGCUGGAUGAUCCGGGCCAGGACCAGGACUCUAAGGGAGCGUUACCCUGAGCGCUACCAGCAGCUGUGUGAGAAGGGUCGGACGUGUCCUCAUCCGGCCUCCAGACAGAUUGAGCUUGACCUCCAUCGGACUUUGACCAACAACCAGCACUUCUCCUCUCCCUCUAGUCCCGCCCUCCAGCAGCUGCGGCGCAUCCUAUUAGCCUUCUCCUGGCAGAACCCUGCCAUUGGUUACUGCCAGGGACUCAACAGACUGGCAGCAAUUGCUCUGCUGGUCCUUCAGAGUGAAGAAGACUCCUUCUGGUGCCUGGUGUCGGUGGUGGAGGCGAUCAUGCCUCCAGACUACUACACCAAAGACCUGGUGGCCUCUCAGGCGGAUCAGCGUGUGCUGAAGGACUUCCUGGCAGAGAAACUUCCCAGACUCUCGGCUCACUUUGAGGAUCACAACAUCGAUGUUUCUCUCAUCACCUUCAACUGGUUCCUGGUGGUUUUCGUGGAAAGUCUUCCCAGUGACAUCCUGCUGCCGCUGUGGGACGCCUUUCUGUAUGAGGGCACCAAGGUUAUCUUCAGGUACGCUCUGGCUCUUUUCAAAUACAAAGAGGACGACCUGCUGAAGAUCCAGGAUGCCGUGGAGAUCUACCAGUACCUGCGUUUCUUCACCAAGACCAUCUCUGACGGGAGGAGGCUGUGCACCAUCGCCUUCAGCGACAUGAACCCGUUUCCCAGGCGUCUGCUGAGGAACCGGCGAACGUUUCACCUGAGUCGCCUGGAGGCGGAGCUUCGAGAGGUGGAGGAGCAGCAGAGGGAAUUCAUCACGGAGAGUGCAGAGCGGAGAGACAAAGUGUUCGAGAACGACGACGGCGAGCUCUGAUGUCACCCGAGUGAUUGACUAAACAAAUGUGUGUCAUCUUUAUAUAUGUGUCUUUCAGAUUAUUUUUGCAUUUCAUCCUGUGAAUCUUUUAAAUUCAAUAAAUAAUACCAUUGCAACUCUA
This is a messenger RNA of Pungitius pungitius (ninespine stickleback), 3672 nucleotides long. RefSeq names its product TBC1 domain family, member 2 (gene tbc1d2). The coding region runs from base 237 to 3551 and encodes 1104 amino acids. The transcript has 17 exons. NCBI's taxonomy places the organism in Eukaryota, Metazoa, Chordata, Actinopteri, Perciformes, Gasterosteidae. The record is from RefSeq and is a predicted model, not a curated record.